AUGCUGCCCAUCACAGAACACCUGCUGCACCUCCUGGGAGUGGAGAAGACCUCGUUCCGCCUGUAUGCCGUGUCUGGGCUCCUGCUGUCCCUGCUCUUCUUCCUCUGCCGCCUGCUGAUGCAGUUCCUGAGGCUCUGCUGGCGCUUCUACGUCACCUGCCGCCGCCUGAGCUGCUUCCCCCAGCCACCCCGGCGCAGCUGGCUGCUGGGCCACCUCGGCAUGUAUCUUCCAAAUGAGACGGGCCUCCAAGAUGAGAAGAAGGUGCUGGACAACAUGCACCAUGUGAUUUUGGUGUGGAUUGGACCCGUCCUGCCGCUGUUGGUUUUGGUGCACCCUGACUACAUCAAGCCCCUAGUGGGUGCCUCAGCUGCCAUUGCCCCCAAGGAUGACCUUUUCUAUGGUUUCCUGAAACCUUGGCUAGGAGAUGGGCUGCUGCUGAGCAAAGGUGACAAAUGGAGCCGCCACCGCCGCCUGCUGACACCUGCCUUCCACUUCGACAUCCUGAAGCCCUACAUGAAGAUCUUCAACCAGUGCACUGACAUCAUGCAUGGUAAAUGGCGGCGCCUGGCACAGGGCUCAGUGGUCUCCCUUGACAUGUUUGAGCAUGUCAGCCUCAUGACCCUGGACAGUCUUCAGAAAUGUGUCUUCAGCUACAACAGCAACUGCCAGGAGAAGAUGAGUGAUUACAUCUCGGCCAUCAUUGAGCUGAGUGCCCUGGUGGUCCAGCGCCAGUAUCGUCUGCAUCAUCACAUAGACUUCAUCUACUACCUCACGGCAGACGGGCGGCGAUUCCGGCAGGCUUGUGACACCGUGCACCGCUUCACCACGGAGGUCAUCCAGGAGCGGCGGCGGGCACUCCACCAGCAGGGGGCUGAGGCCUGGCUGAAGGGCAAGCAGGGCAAGACCUUGGACUUCAUCGAUGUGCUGCUCCUGGCGCGGGAUGAAGAUGGGAAGGAACUGUCCGAUGAGGACAUCCGAGCUGAGGCGGACACCUUUAUGUUUGAAGGUCAUGACACAACGUCCAGUGGGCUCUCAUGGGUGCUCUUCAACUUGGCCAAGUAUCCAGAGUACCAGGAGAAGUGCCGGGAAGAGAUCCAGGAAGUCAUGAAGGGCCGCGAGCUGGAAGAGCUGGAGUGGGACGACCUGACUCAGCUGCCCUUCACCACCAUGUGCAUCAAGGAGAGCCUACGCCAGUUCCCGCCAGUGACCUUGGUCUCCCGCCGCUGCACGGAGGACAUCAAGCUUCCAGAUGGGCGCAUCAUCCCCAAAGGAAUUAUCUGCCUGGUCAGCAUCUAUGGGACCCACCACAACCCCACCGUGUGGCCUGACUCCAAGGUGUACAACCCCUAUCGCUUUGACCCGGACAACCCACAGCAGCGCUCCCCACUGGCCUACGUGCCUUUCUCCGCAGGACCCAGGAACUGCAUCGGACAGAGCUUUGCCAUGGCCGAGAUGCGCGUGGCCGUGGCGCUGACGCUGCUGCGCUUCCGCCUGAGCGUGGACCGAACGCGCAAGGUGCGGCGGAAGCCCGAGCUCAUCCUGCGCACGGAGAACGGCAUCUGGCUCAACGUGGAGCCGCUGCCUCCGCGGGCCUGA
This is a messenger RNA of Odobenus rosmarus divergens (Pacific walrus), 1596 nucleotides long. RefSeq names its product cytochrome P450 4F22-like. The coding region runs from base 1 to 1596 and encodes 531 amino acids. Gene Ontology annotation, molecular function: iron ion binding; oxidoreductase activity, acting on paired donors, with incorporation or reduction of molecular oxygen; monooxygenase activity. Gene Ontology annotation, biological process: ceramide biosynthetic process. The record is from RefSeq and is a predicted model, not a curated record. Lineage: Eukaryota; Metazoa; Chordata; Mammalia; Carnivora; Odobenidae. Gene Ontology annotation, cellular component: endoplasmic reticulum membrane. The transcript is spliced from 12 exons.